Messenger RNA from Geodia barretti, 474 nucleotides. NCBI's taxonomy places the organism in Eukaryota, Metazoa, Porifera, Demospongiae, Tetractinellida, Geodiidae. The record is from the annotation of a GenBank genome assembly.
AUGCGUCCACUCACGGAUCACCAUCGCGUCAGUCGUGAGAAAUUGGCGUUUCUUGUGGAUUCCACGAGUGCACCGAUUGCCGGUCUCGCAUUUGUCAGCACUUGGAUCGGUUAUGAAGUGGGUCUCUUUGAAGAUAUCGCCAAAACAAUUGGUCUCGAACGCGAUGGGUAUUCCAUGUUCUUUGACGCGCUCAGUUUCCGGUUCUAUUGUAUCCUGACGAUUAUCUUUGUUAUCGUCAAUGCGAUCAGCGGCAGAGAUUACGGUGCGAUGUACAAAGCGGAAAGGCGUGCCCGGGAAACAGGAGAUGUCGCCGCCCCGGAUGCUAAAGCACUUGGACACACCUCAUCUUUCACCAGUCUACCAAAUGCUGUCACACAACCAUUCUCAGCAGUUUUACCGCUCUUAACGCUUUUCGGAUUGCUGCUGGGGGGUUUCUGGAUAGAUGGUGAGGGUACAGGGUCUAUUUUUCCCUAA